Pyrus x bretschneideri (Chinese white pear) is the source of this 1446-nucleotide messenger RNA. Its product is annotated as glycine-rich cell wall structural protein-like. The transcript has a single exon. The record is from RefSeq and is a predicted model, not a curated record. NCBI's taxonomy places the organism in Eukaryota, Viridiplantae, Streptophyta, Magnoliopsida, Rosales, Rosaceae. Bases 139 to 1254 code for a protein of 371 amino acids.
UUUAUCAGAGCGUCCUCAUGUUUCAGUUUCACUACUGAGUCUGCUAUAUAUUCAUAUGCUUUCAUUUCGCUUGUGCACAUCUAGCUGGUUCUUGUUCUUCAAGCGUUUCAUUUGUUUGUUUCUUUGGGAGACGUGGUGAUGAGGGUUCAUCGUGUUUCAGGUUGUGUUGUGGUGCUUGCUUUCUUAUUAUUUGCUUUUCUUGUGAGUCAUUUGGUUGUGGCUGAUGGCCAUGCUAGCCCUAGCAGUAAGAGUGUUAAGGAUGAUAAGCACCUUUUUCCGCGUCCCCGCCCGCACUUGUUUAAGAAAGGAGGUCUAGGGCAUGGAAGGUUUGGUGGCGGUGGACUUGGUGGAGGCAUUGGCGGUGGGGGAGGUCUAGGUGGAGGUGGAGGUCUUGGAGGUGGUGGUGGGCUUGGCGGAGGUGCAGGAGGUGGCUUGGGAGGUGGUGGUGGGUUUGGUGGUGGUGGUGGUCUAGGUGGGGGUGCUGGAGGUGGCUUAGGAGGUGGUGGUGGGCUUGGUGGUGGUGGUGGUCUAGGUGGGGGUGCAGGAGGUGGUGGGGGAUUAGGUGGGGGCGCAGGAGGUGGCGGUGGUCUAGGUGGAGGCAUUGGACAUGGUGGUGGUCUAGGAGGAGGUAUUGGACAUGGAGGUGGUCUGGGUGGAGGUAUAGGACAUAAAGGUGGGCUUGGUGGUGGUGCUGGGGGUGGCUUAGGCGGAGGAGGAGGUGGUGGUCUAGGAGGAGGCAUUGGACAUAGAGGUGGUCUAGGUGGAGGUAUAGGACACAGAGGUGGGCUUGGUGGUGGUGCUGGGGGUGGCUUAGGCGGUGGAGGGGGCGCAGGAGGAGGUGGUGGUCUAGGUGCAGGCAUUGGACAUGGAGGUGGUCUAGGCGGUGGAGGUGGACUUGGUGGUGGUGGAGGAGCGGGAGCUGGUGGUGGGUUUGGUGCCGGAGGUGGAGCUGGCGGAGGUGGUGGUCUUGGCGGCGGUGGUGGAGCGGGUGGUGGUGCAGGUGGAGGUUUUGGAGGUGGUGUUGGUGCAGGCGGAGGUCUUGGAGGCGGUGCUGGUGGUGGAGGUGGGUUUGGGGGUGGUGGUGGUGUUGGUGGUGGUUCUGGAGGAGGGUUUGGAGCUGGUGGAGGGUUUGGGAAAGGCGGAGGAGUUGGAGGUGGACUAGGUGGCGGUGGAGGUGGUGGUUUUGGUGGAGGAGGUGGUUUUGGUGGUGGUGCCGGGGGUGGAGCUGGAUUUGGAGCUGGCGGUGGCCACUAAAGAGUGCAAGGAUAUAUAUGACCAUGAGUUUAUGUUGCAUCUACCUACUGCAAUGAUGAAUUGAGAUUUAGAGGCCAUAUAAUAUAAUGUGUUAAUAGUAUUAGCUUUGUCAUGCAAACACUCUUCAUGCAAGGGAAAGCACUGUCAAGUUGUCUACUUCUAAUAUAUCCUCACCAUAUCAUAUUUCAAAUA